GAUGGAUCGAUACAUCCAUCUUUGUACCAUUCUAUUAGGGGGGGGGAUAGAGAGAGCUGACUGCUGCAUACCACUAUUCUACCUAUGUACGACUAAUCGCCGCAUCUGCUUCUUCGAUCCAAACCAAACCUCCAACCCGACUCGACUCAAUUCCUCCCCCACAAAACAAAAGCAACAGCCUUUCCGAACCCCGAGAAACCCGUGAACCCCACGCUCGCAUGGUCGCAGAAGCAUCUCCAAUGCCGGACUCUGUUCCCGUUCCCGGUCGAACCCCGGAGGAGGAGAGAGAAAGAGAAAGAGAAAGCGGAUACACUUCAUCGAACGACGACGAUCACUUCUCCGACGCCCCCGAAGGUCCGCCCGCCACCACCACCGCCGCCGUUGAAAAAUCCACAUCUACACUCAUACCCACGCCGAAGGUCGACGAACAGAUGGACAGCGAUAUCGCGAUUCCGGGCGCUUUUGGAUCGGACGGCACCGACGAUGAACUCGACGGUGCAGCGGUGACAGCUGUUGGCACGCCGAAACCGGUGGCCUCGAGGCCGACGACACCGAUGCGCAGUGACGAUAUAGAGGUGAAGUGGAACGAGAAGACGGAUGUCAUCUCGCCAAAAGUGAGGGGUGAGCGGAAGCGGAUUGAGAAGUUGGUGCAGGAGCAGAGAGAGCGGAGUAGGAGUCCUUCGAGCAGCCCUGCGUCGGUUCGGGUUAGGAAGACGAGCUCGCUAUUUUCUGCGCAAGGAGAGUCGGAACAGCAGCUAGAACCAGUUGUGCCGGAUGAAGACGAUAGGAAGGAUGAUGAGCCAAUGGAAGCGGCGCCGGAUGUCGGUGCUGAAGUAGCUACGGCGGAGGUGACGACACCAACAUGCCCCGAACGGCGCUCUCCUUCGCCCGUUGACGUCGAGGAAUCAAAGGAGCUGCCUACUGCCAUAGCUGUAACGGAAGAAGACGGCGACGAUGCGACGCCUGUGGCGGAGAAGCUAGAGCCUGUCGUUGUUACUGAGGAUACCAUCGAACAGAAGGCGGAGGUUGCCGAGGAAAGGCCGGAGGAUGAGGAGAAGGAGGAUGUCACUGAAGAGGGGGAGGGAGAUGUCCCUGAAGAGAAGAGGGAGGUAGUGGAUGUCACCGAAGAGGAGAAAGGGGAUGUUCUUGAAGAGAAAGGGGAUGUUCUUGAAGAGAAAGAGGACGAUGGAUUCGGCGGUGACGAUUUCGACGACUUUGGCGAGGCUGUGGAAGCUGAUGGCGGUGAUUUCAAUGACUUUGAUGACUUCGAAGGCUUUCAGGAUGGGGAUGCCGACGGUACUUUUGAUGAACCAGAGUCCGUACCGGAAGCUGCGCCGACACCACCGCCGCCACCACCACCACAGCCAAUCGUUCCACAACUUCCCGUACCACUGCCAGACUUUGGAGAUGAGGAAGGUGUCAGAUUUGCUCUGGCGGAUGCGGUCGAGAAGAUGUUCCCGAAAGAGGGAACCGAACAGAGAAAACCAACUUCCGUAGAGGGACGAUCAUUCCUCACCGACAGAAGCCAAUCGCUGUGGAACCAGCUGGUCGCGCCGCCGCCGCUUCAACCGCCCAACUGGAAAAUAUCGCGCAUCCGUCGCCUUUUCCUGGUGUCUCUCGGAAUACCCAUGGAUCUGGACGAAGUUCUCCCUCCCGAGACGAAGCAAAAGAAGCUAGUUCUCCCUUCGGUUCAUCUCUCGCGUCAUCCGGAAUCGCGCCCAUCGUCCCGAAAUUCACGUCGUUCCGGAUCCUUGUCGAGGAAGAAGAAGGGUGCCGAAGACAAGAACCAGAUCAAUCCGGAGUCUCUAGAUAUCCCGAGCGCACGUAUAUUGUGCUCGACUAGCACCAUUGCCCUGCAAAACUUUACGGUCGCAGAACUUCUUGAUCAUAUUCAGAAAUUGGAGGAGACGACAGCCACCGCGAGUGAAGUGCUCACGUACUGGCUCGGCAAGAGGGACAGUGCCAUGAGUGAUAAAGAGACGUUCGAGACGGUUAUUGAGAGCUUGGUUGGAUACGCCAGGAAGAAGCGUCAGAACGGAUAGACCGCGGCAUGUCUUUAUUAAACUGGUUUGGAUUGGCUUGGAUUGGGCGGGCCGGGAGGGGAUGGGUGUUCGGGAGUUUGGAUUCCAUUAAAUUCUGUGUUGAUGAUCGUGCUGGUGCCGCGGGUUGCGGUGGGCCUGUAAUACUUGUAGGCUAGGAUGCUGUGGGAGAAGUUAUGUAGAACAUACCGUUCUUUUUUCUUUCUUCAACGUGCAAUAAAUCCUGUACAUUGACG
Messenger RNA from Tricharina praecox, 2275 nucleotides. RefSeq lists its product as uncharacterized. The transcript has 4 exons. The record is from RefSeq and is a predicted model, not a curated record. NCBI's taxonomy places the organism in Eukaryota, Fungi, Ascomycota, Pezizomycetes, Pezizales, Pyronemataceae. The coding region runs from base 219 to 2042 and encodes 607 amino acids.